Microthlaspi erraticum is the source of this 2298-nucleotide messenger RNA. NCBI's taxonomy places the organism in Eukaryota, Viridiplantae, Streptophyta, Magnoliopsida, Brassicales, Brassicaceae. The record is from the annotation of a GenBank genome assembly.
AUGCUUUGUGGGUUCCUGGUGUUGAGUGUUGACCAUGCUGGUAUAGCUACACAGAUUAAGGUUGAAGAUAACCUCAUUUGUGAAAGAGGAAUGAAUCGACAUGACCUUGGACGUGAAGAAUUCCUUCAAGAAAGUUUUACGAUGGACGAGCCAAGAUCAAAAGCUGUCAGUCUGUCACUGAGGCCUUUGUACGCUUAUACAAGGAAGGCCUUAUCUAUAGACUAUAGAGAUAAUCGGAUUGUUAAUUGGGAUUGUAGCUUAAGAUCAGCAGUAUCUAAACUUGAGGUUACUCAUAUUGACAUUAAAGAAAGAACACUUCUACAAGUAGCAGGUUAUGAGAAGCCAAUAGAGUUUGGUGUGAUCACUUCGUUUGCUUACCCUCUCGAAGACGGUUUCGGAGAAGUUAUUGUCGCCACUACUAGAGUUGAGACAAUGCUCGGUGAUAACGCCAUUGCUAUUCAUCCUGAUGAUGCAAGGUACAAGCAUCUUCAAGGAAAGUUUGCUCUUCAUCCAUUCAACGGACGGAAGUUACCAAUCAUCUGCGAUGAAACACUCGUCGAUCCAAGUUUUGGUACUGGUUGUGUUAAGAUUACUCCAGCUCAUGACCACAAUGAUUUUGAGUUUGGGAUACGCCACAAUCUGAGAUUUAUAAACAUACUCACUGAUGAUGGUAAGGUCAACACUAAUGGCGGGGUUGAGUUCGCAGGGAUGCCACGGUUUACGGCUCGUGAAGCUGUUCUUGAAGCUCUCACGAAGAAGGGGUUGUACAGAGGAGACAAAGACAACGAAAUGAGACUUGAGCGUUGUUCAAGAACUAACGAUGUGAUUGAGCCAAUGGUAAAGCCUCAAUGGUACAUGAAAUGUGACGUGAUGGCCAAGGAAGCUCUUGAUGUUGCUAUAAAUGAUGAUGAGAAAAACAUAAAACUCGAAUGGUUAGAGAACAUACACGACUGGUGCAUUUCAAGACAGCUUUGGUGGGGACAUCAAAUACCAGCAUGGUAUGUAACUCUAGAAGAAGAUGAAACGAAAGACAUUGGCUCUUACAAUGACCAUUGGAUCGUCGCUAGAAGCCAAGAAGAAGCUCUAAAAGAAGCUGUCCUUAGAUUCUCCGGGAAGAAACUCGAGCUCUCUAGAGAUCCUGAUGUUCUUGACACGUGGUUCUCCUCUGGGAUCUCUCCUUUAUCUAAUUUAGGAUGGCCUGAUGAAACUGACGACUUGAAAACAUUCUAUCGAACGACCGUUCUUGAAACCGGACAUGACAUUCUCUUCUUUUGGGUUGCUCGCAUGGUUAUGCUCUAUCCUCUUGAGAUCAUCGAAGGACAGACUCUCUCUGGUCUUUUCAAGAGGUUAGAGACGAGUAACUUGGAACCCAAGAUGCUUGUUUCUGCAAAAGAAGGACAUUCCAAAGAUUCUCCAGAUGGUAUCCCUCAAUGUGGUGCUGAUUCUCUUCGUUUUGCACUUGCUUCUUACACAGCUCAGUCUGAUAGAUUAAACAUGGACAUCCUCCGAGUUCUUGCUUACCGACAAUGGUGUAAUAAGCUAUGGAACGCGGUGAGAUUCGCGAUGUUGAAGCUCGGAGAUGGUUACACUCCUGUGUUGACACUUAGCCCUGAGGAGAAAACGCCAAUGAUCUGCAAAUGGAUUCUUGCUUCACUAGACAAGGCGAUAUCAAAGACGGUUGGUUCUUUGAAUGCCUAUGAGUUCUCUGAUGCAGCGAACACGGUUUACGCUUGGUGGCAGUACCAGUUUUGCGAUGUGUAUAUUGAAGCAAUCAAGCCUUAUUUUAACCGAGAUGAGUUUGGUUUAGAGAGGAUUCAUGCACAAAACGCUCUGUGGGUUUGUUUGGAGACUGGUUUGAGAUUGCUUCAUCCGUUUACGCCUUUUGUUACUGAAGAGAUUUGGCAGAGAUUGCCUUGGCCUAAAGACUGUGAAAGGAAAGCUUCUAUCAUGAUUUGUGACUACCCAUCUUCUUUAGAGGUUUUGUUAAGAGGAAGAGACGAACAUGCAGCUCUAGCUGGAUCUGUUUUUGAGACGGUGAACGAGAAUCUAAAGGUAUAUCUCAAACUUGAUGAAGAAGCUAUUGACACAGAAGCUGAAGCUUAUUGCCAGCUACUUAUUCUCUACUACUCUAUUAAUUUGAUCAGGCAAAAGGAGAAGUUGCAGAAGAUUAUGAGUGCGAGUGUGUACGAAGAGAAGGUACCUGCUAACAUAAAAGAAGACAACACGACCAAGCUCGCAAAGCUUCUUCAAGAAUUUGAAUUUCUCAAGAAUCUUGAAUCAGAGACCCUUCGAAAGUGA